AUGGCGCCGUACGGUGUAUCUUCUACAGACACUCCCCAUUCUAAUGUGUCGUAUAAGCGGCGCAGAAGUCGGAGCCGUUCCUGCACGCGCGACUCGCCAGGCGCUGGUCCUUCUAGGCCGAGGCGCGGGGAUUCCACCAAUCCGCCUCUGGCUGCUCGCAGUAACGAAAAACGCUCAGGCAGCUUCGAAGCUCCUGUUGUAUUGAAGCCGGAUGAUGCAUCAACGGCGGAAGGCGGUUCCAACGCAGGCGGCGGCGACAGCCGAGGUAGCAGGUCCACGCUGCCUUAUAUCUACCAACAACGGGAGUUCAUCCGGAUAUGCACGGACCUUAUUCGCAAGUACGAAUGUGAAUCGGAGUUAGAAUCGUUCCUUUCGUCGCUGGACAAUGGCGCUUCUGUGGAUCUAGGUCAUUACAGUGAUGCGCAUGUGCGCAAGAAGUUCCGGCAUCUUGCCCGAGCGUUGUAUCUGCAUCGCUCGGAAUCGAUCGUGAGGAAGCCUCCUGAGUGCAAUAUUUCGUUACUAGAGGCUCUGAGUGAAAAGUUGCCGUAUAUACGCCAAAAGGCAGAAGCGCAGGGCCCAUACGUCCGCCACAGCCGCCCUGCGGAGGGCUCGGAGCCGUCUGAGAGCAAUGCCAGCGCCACAUCGCAAUAUAACACGGCAGAUCCUUCCGCUAAAGAACUACUAAGCCUUCGAGAAAUGCACGAACAAGGAUUUUUCGUCGAGUAUGAGACCUUGCAAAAGGAAUUCGCAGAUAGGCACACGUCGCAUGACGUUUGGGGCAAGACUCCGCAAGAGCAGCUUCAAAUUAUGCGCUCAAAGGAAUUUGCCUCCAAAUCUUCGGAUGCUGAAAACGCACAGCCAUGGAAGGUGUUCGACCGAGAAAAGGAGAUUGUAUCAGGCUCUCAAAUCGAUGACAACGGAUACACGCAUCUUCUACAGUCCGGUAAAAAUUUUGAGGAAAUAUUUGGGCCAGGGCAAGUACACUCUUCUUUCGUAUAA
Babesia ovata is the source of this 999-nucleotide messenger RNA. RefSeq lists its product as uncharacterized. The transcript has a single exon. The coding region runs from base 1 to 999 and encodes 332 amino acids. NCBI's taxonomy places the organism in Eukaryota, Apicomplexa, Aconoidasida, Piroplasmida, Babesiidae. The record is from RefSeq and is a predicted model, not a curated record.